Molecule: messenger RNA, 6869 nt
Organism: Electrophorus electricus (electric eel)
Lineage: Eukaryota; Metazoa; Chordata; Actinopteri; Gymnotiformes; Gymnotidae
Gene: satb2
Product: SATB homeobox 2
Biological process (GO): chromatin remodeling; regulation of transcription by RNA polymerase II
Molecular function (GO): RNA polymerase II cis-regulatory region sequence-specific DNA binding; DNA-binding transcription factor activity, RNA polymerase II-specific
Source: RefSeq, a predicted model, not a curated record
CUUCAUACCAGUCGGUCGCUCACAGCGCACAGUGCGACGAGCCGAAGUGUCAAGCACCGAAGGCAGCUCAUUUCACACAGCCGCGAAGCAGAAAGAAGCCCAGCCCUGGAUUCAAUACUUUUGAUAAAUGGACAGAGCCCUCUCAACGGCCAGUCGAGAUACCAGCACGCCAUAAACAGCACAUACUCUCUGGCCGGUGUUCCCCCCGCAGUGUGGAGGGGGAUGGAGCGUGGAGGAGGAGAGAGCCCUCGUCUUCGGGACAGCCCUGAGUGCCAUGCUGCCACCAGCCCGGACCUCACUGGCCCCCCAGCGGGGAAGAUGAGCCGCCUGGAGCUCAAUGGCAGCCCCACCGGGCACCGCAGUCGCCACAAUGGGGCCCCACAGAGACCCCUCGGAGCAGGCCUGAUGAUCCCCGUGUUCUGUGUGGUGGAGCAGGUGGAUGCAGGGAUGCUGACGGAGGGGGAGAGCAGAGAGGAACAUGCCGAGUUCGUCCUGGUGAGGAAGGACAUCCUCUUCACGCAGCUGGUGGAGUCGGCGCUGCUCGCGCUCGGCUACUCCCACAGCUCUGCGGCGCAGGCGCAGGGUAUCAUUAAAGUGGGUCGCUGGAACCCGUUACCCAUCCACUGCCUGACGGACGCCCCGGAGGCCACUGUGGCGGACAUGCUGCUGGACGUCUACCACAUGGUCACACUGCGCAUCCAGCUGCAGAGCUUUGCCAAGCUGGAGGACCUGCCGUCAGAGCAGUGGAACCACGCGACGGUACGCAAUGCCCUCAAGGAGCUGCUGAAGGAGAUGAACCAGAGCACGCUGGCUAAGGAGUGCCCACUGUCCCAGAGCAUGAUCUCCUCUAUAGUGAACAGCUCCUACUAUGCCAACGUCUCCACUGCAAAGUGCCAGGAGUUUGGCCGCUGGUAUAAAAAGUACAAGAAGAUUAAAGCUGAUUACUUUGAGAAGAUGUGGCCAGCACGGGAGAAUUCUGAAAUUAAAGUGGAGAGGGAUAGCCUGGUGGACUUCUGCGUACUGGGACAGCGACCUCCCCCUCAUCUUGCUGGCCUGGCUCAGCUGGGCCCUUUGGCCAGUGCAGGCUCCCUCGUGAAGGGCACUUCUGGAGAAGCUCAGAACUCUUCCCAGCCUCAGCCUCCGUCGCAGGGGCAGCCUCCGCCGCCCUCGUCCCACGCCAGCCAGCUCCACCAUAGUCCACCGCUUCGGGCCCAGGUGGCACCCCCACCUCCGCCCACUGCCCUGCAGCCUCUGCUGGGACCAGGAGGUCUCCUCUCGCCCCAGCUCAGCCCACAGCUGGUGCGGCAGCAGCUAGCCAUGGCCCACCUCAUCAACCAGCAGCUGGCUGUCAGCCGCCUUCUGGCCCACCAGCACCCGCAGGCUCUCAAUCAGCAGUUCCUCAACCACCCACCCAUUCCACGGCCGGGCAAGUCUGGAGGACCUGGAGAGACCGGAUCGAACCCUUCAGCUGCGGAGGUGUCUUCGGACAUCUACCAGCAGGUCCGCGAUGAGCUCAAGAGAGCCAGUGUCUCACAAGCUGUGUUUGCCAGGGUGGCAUUCAACCGCACACAGGGCCUGCUGUCAGAGAUCCUGCGGAAAGAGGAGGACCCUCGGACGGCCUCUCAGUCCCUAUUGGUCAACCUCAAGGCCAUGCAGAACUUCCUGAACCUGCCCGAGGCUGAGAGGGACCGCAUUUACCAGGAGGAGCGCGAGCGCAGCAUGAACCCCCCAGUGGGCCUGCCCCCGACCUCCAAUUCCAACCCCGGGGGGAACCGCCUCUCCCAGAAAGUAUGGGAGCGCAGUAUGGACGAACAGUUGGCCCCUGAUGCCUGGGCAUCGAUUUGGAAGAAUAAGACCAAAAUCGCUAACUCGCCCAAACCUUCCUGCCCAAACCCUGACCAUCCGCUGAAGCUAGAGUCGCUGGUCAACAUCACAUCGUCCAUCUACGACGAGAUCCAACAGGAGAUGAAGCGGGCCAAGGUGUCUCAGGCUCUGUUCGCCAAGGUGGCAGCCAACAAGAGUCAGGGCUGGUUGUGUGAGCUAUUACGUUGGAAAGAGAGUCCCAGCCCAGAGAACCGGACACUAUGGGAGAACCUGUGUACAAUCCGCCGCUUCCUGGCGCUCCCACAAGCAGACCGGGACCUGGUCUACGAGGAAGAGUCCCGCCACCACCACAGUGAGCGGCUGCACACCGUCCUGCACCUGCCCUCUGACCCGCAGGUUCUCCACAGACAACCUGUGGCACCACUGAAGGACCACUCACCCAUGCAUGAGGACCCAAUGCCCAACUCUGGGAUGGAUGAGAACCCUCCGACUGGGGCUGGUAGUGGUAACACUGGAGGAAGUAGCAAUGUUACCAAAAAGCCUCGCUCUCGAACCAAGAUCUCACUGGAAGCUCUGGGCAUUCUACAGAGUUUUAUCCAGGAUGUGGGGCUCUAUCCUGACCAGGAGGCCAUCCAUACCCUCUCAGCCCAGCUGGACCUGCCCAAGCACACCAUUGUCAAGUUCUUCCAAAAUCAGCGCUAUCACGUGAAGCAUCAUGGCCGGCUGAAGGAGCUUGGAGUCGAGGGCGGCGGCGUGGACGUUGCCGAGUAUCGAGACGAAGAGCUGCUCUCGGGCUCAGAGGACGCGGAGUCCAGCGAGGAUGGCCACGAGGAGAUCUACAGCGGACAAGAAGCUGGCUCAGCGGGAGUGACCGCUACUGCCUCGACACCAUCGUCCACCUCCAGCCAAGAGAGUAAGGACAAGGGUGGGUCUCUGGGCUCAGCCCAGCCCUCCUCUCAGCUUCCGUCCACUUCCUCCCCCAGCCACCGGGACCAGGCCGAGUACCAGAGAUAAAGCACUUCAACCAGGGAAGAAGAGAGGCAAGUUGGGGUAGGGGACAGUGGAAGGUUUGCAUUUACUUGUGGAACAGAAUAAAUUAUCACUGAGACAGAUGCAUUCUGAAAGCAGGCUUAAAGACUAAAAGAAAUAAACACAGGGUCAAAUGAAGACUUGCUAAAGGGAAGCCAAAAAGGACAAGAUUACAGUAUAUUAGGAUACUGAUUAUAGUGGAAGCAAAGUGUUACCACAAAACGGCAGAGGAGGGGAGUCACGAGCCCUAGGAAAAAGAUCAAGUCCCAUCAGGCGCUGAAAGCGAUAUAAUGAAGGAAGCCUGAUUUUAUUGGCCAGAAGCAAAUCAUUUUUGUUUAACAAGAACCUGAAAUUAAAAGUAAAUUCUCCCAAACUGCCCAGCUGUCACUUUUCACUCCUGCUUUCUGUUAAGAAGGCAGUAAGCCAUGGUAGGAAAUGAUAAGCCAAGCAAGUUUGUCACCAGGUCUCUUAACAUUUUCUGCAAAGACUCCUUAAUCUCUGACCCACAAUCCAGGCAGUCUGUCAUUAGAGACCACUGCCUCACCAUCUGUCCUCUACAGCGUUCAGAGUAAUGACAGACGCUGAGCUUUAGACGAGCUUUAGAUGAGCGCUGGAGCUCCAUAGGAGCCCACGCAUCUUUACUCUUCUGCCUGAUUAAGGAGCCUGGUGGGCGGUUGUGGCUUUGCCUCCUCCUCCCCUCCAUGACGGGGCAUUCUUUUUGUCUCCAAGAGGUGGCUGCGCUUGGCCAUUUAAGCGGGUAGUCGGCUGGGUGGGUGGGUUGGAGGUAAUGAUGAGGGCUGGAGUGUAUACAUUAGCCUAGCCCAUCAAUUCCACUGUAAACACAUGUGGUGUACUGAAAGGUCCACAGUUAGCCUAGUAGGCCCUUUGAAGAUCAUGCCAUCCUUCCCACUAACAACCGCAUCAUUCCGAACAGGCCAGCGUGGCGGGAUGACCAAGUCGCUUUGCCCUGGUACACAUCCACGCCUAACACAAACUCUGCUCAACACCUCUGUCUGUCAGCGCAGAACGUUUUUCAGGGUGUGCUCGUUUUGUACAGAUACGUGUAGAAGAGACAUCUUGUCCCCAAAAUCUCUUUGCUCUCUUGCACUUAAAAGCCUAGUGAGCGUUGAGAGAAGGAUGCGUUCAUAGGAACAGUAGGAGUUGGAGAGCAGCGUGAGUGCUUCAGCCUUCGGCCAACAGGGAAGCAAUGGAUGUCAGCCAGUUGGUCCACAGCCUGGCCUGCAGCCCAUCCUUCUCCACGGUCUCGCUCUCUUACUGGUGCCCAGUGUUCCAGUUUCGAACUGCCUACCCACACUUUACUCCACAUCUCUAUUUAUUGCUAUCUUUAUUCACAAUUAUUAUUAUUAUUAUUAUUAUUGUUAUUAUGGUUGUUCUUGCUGUCAUUGCUGUUAUUUUUUGGUUGUGAUUUUUUUGUUUGUUUGUUUCAUGGUCUAAAAUCAGCUUUUGGCUCAAAGAUGUUAUUUUGGUAAGGACUUUACAAAAGAGGGGAGCACUGCCAAAACAUAGACACAAGAAUUAAAAGCAGUUACUGACCUUACUGAGCGAGCCCUGUGAUGUUGUAUACUGCCAGUUCAAGCUACACCAUGUACUUUUCCAAGAGAAAGGCAAUUGGUGGACCUGGAGUUGAAUCCAAAAAUUUUUAAGAAGCAUAUGGUAAAUUUCCUUUUUUUAAACAAAUAUUGAAAAUCCAUCUUUUUUUGUGAGCCAAUCGAAACUGUAUCUUAAAUGGAAAUGUGUGUUCAUUCAUCUCUGGAAAUGGACUUGUAUACAAACCAACAUGGCUGUCAUGUUGCGAAGCCUUUGUGGAUACCAUAGGAACUUGGAUCCGGGGUCCUGAUUUGCUUUUUGGGAAUCAGCUGCUACCUGCUCAUUUCUGGAUAACAGAGUAACCACCAUUGUUAACCUUACACUGACUUAUUUUUUGUUCAUGAGUUGACGUUUACGGUUUUUGUAGAUAUUUUGUCUAUUACAAAUGGAAAUAUUUUCUUUAUGUCUUUCAUGUGCAAAUGCUCCUAAUGCAUCCCUCCAAAGCAAAAACCUUCCACACAAAGACAAAACACAUGCAGUACUUUCAAAAGAUGUCCCAAAAUAAUUCAGUUCAGUUCCUUGAGUUGUCAUAACAACCCAGACAUUUGAUUUUAAGCAGCUUUAACAUGUUUCCAGUCACAAAUACAUUUAAAACUUAAAAAUCAUUUUCACUCUGCUGUUGAUAACAUUGUACUGUAAUGGGGUCUUCCCAGACUCAUGACUUUCUACAGACUGACCACAGCCUCCUGGCCAGGAGUCCUCUGUUUCUCCAGGUUGGCUGUGCAGUGGUACUGUGGCUGGCCCACGUUUGUCAUUCCUGCUCGGAGGCUGAGCUAAAGUCCCCAGGACUCCCAAAUGAUAGAUAUUCAGGACAACACUUCACAUGGAGAUACUGGAGUACACUGCGUUUCACACCCAACACGCUGGGAGCCUCAGGCUACAGUGUUAGGUGUGAAGCUUCAGGCUAUUACUUCUCUAGCCAGUGAUCACUUAAACAGCAGCUAAUGCCCAUUGACACCUAUUGUAGCCCAUUACUGGUUUAACAUUAGUGGUUUAGUACCUGUCUGAUCUGCUGAUAGACGCGUGUGGAAGAUGUGGCUCCAGAGCAAAAUUCUAUGGCUGUUUGUUGUGCCCUGUUUUAUGGCUGGGCUGGUAAAGCUGAUCUUUGCUUUGAAUUCAUCUCAAGACUAAAUCAGAGCUUAAUAUGCUGUGAUCACUUAACUCAUUUAAAAAGUACAGUCAUUUUAAGCUGUACCUCUCUGCCUCCAGCCUGGCUGGCAACAAGACACACUAUCAGAAGACAGCCUAAGUUAGCCCAAUGAGUAUGGAUUACCUUGCAGUCGGCUAAUGCUCAGUUACAGUCAAUAAAUAUCAUUUUAAUAUUUCAUUUCAGGUUUGAAUGGAAAAUUCUAUAUAUUGUACCUUUAAACUGAUGUUAAAUCUGAAAGUUGCUGGUCUAAGGACAUCCUAAAAAGUUUAGAAUACUUGGAGCUCAGGAAUUGCAAGAGCAGGACAUGUUUUGAAUCUCAUCCUUAAAAUGUCAGAUAUCUGCAGGCUUUGAUAAGGGUGUCUAAUAACACAGAACUGAUUGUAAGCUGGAUCUAAACCUUACUUAAGCCUGCCAAUCAGCCAUCACCCUGGGACACCAAAGCUCAUCCCUACCAUUUACUCUUCCCACCCCUUCGUGCCCCCCUGCUGUGCCCAGAUCAACCUGAGACAAGCAGCUCUGAUGAGUCCAUUCCUGUUCUCCUCCCAAAUUAUCCACAGUCCUGGUGAGACAAGUGCAUGUACGCGCGAGACUGGUGUUUAACCUGCCGCAGGGGUGGCCUCCCACACCCUCCGUUCCUCCACCUCCUCCUCCCCUCCAUCCCACACCUCGUUGGUGCCGAAGAAAACGAGGUGAAAAACAAAGACGGUUCGCUGAGUCCCUGAUGAGCGACAGGUCGGGGUCACUCGCCAAUUACACACCUCUACGUGACAGGAGCCCCAUCUCUGCCUUUUCAAUUUUUUUCGCACUUUGUCUCAUUUUCUCCUUUCCCAGCUGGGAAGACAAUCACUCUCACUCGCGCUGCGCUGUCAGGGUUAAUCGGAAGUGAUCAUGUCCCCUUGUGGGGAAACAAGUGGUUCUUAGAGAGCGGACGCUCCUCUGCCGCGAAGACGCCAGAGGGCCGCUCAACACACACACCGCAGUUCUUUUCACUUUUUGGAGAAAUUAUCUUUAAUGAUGGAAUGUGUCACAGUAAGAAAUAAAGACUUAAUCCCUGUGACAAGGUUUCUUCUCACAUUUAUCUAAAAAUGUCAUUACAGAAACAUAUACACACAUCAAAUUCUGUGACUGUAACGUUUGUUGCAACUGGGAUUCUAAAUAUUAAUUUCACAUGCACACAAGGCAAUGAUAUACCCGUGAGCAAAGACUACAAAAAAAAUCCAUGUUUUUUUUUUUUCAUUGACCUACAAAUAGGUUUUUC